Molecule: messenger RNA, 705 nt
Organism: Contarinia nasturtii (swede midge)
Lineage: Eukaryota; Metazoa; Arthropoda; Insecta; Diptera; Cecidomyiidae
Product: dynein light chain 4, axonemal
Exons: 3
Coding region: 202-522 (106 amino acids)
Biological process (GO): microtubule-based process
Cellular component (GO): dynein complex
Molecular function (GO): dynein intermediate chain binding; dynein light intermediate chain binding
Source: RefSeq, a predicted model, not a curated record
ACCACCGCAUGCACAAAACAAAAAACGUAAACAUAUUAAUCAUCAGACGCGCUGAAUGUUGACGUUGUGCAUUUGAGAGUCUCUGUUCAUAUUGUGUGACGUGAUUAUUUUUUUUUUUCGUUUUGAAAAUUGAAAAAAUUAAUUCGAGUGUUGUUUACCAAUUGAAAGUGUUUUUUUUUGGACGUCGAUUGAAGUGUGAAUAUGGCAGAAGAUGUUGUUGCGCAAACGGCUGAGGGUGAUAAAAAAAUCGUCCAUACAUAUCCCUUGGUAAAGUAUUCGGAUAUGCCAGAAGAAAUGAAACUGGAAUGCGUCGAACUUAGUAUGACUGCUUGCGAGAAGUUCCAAAACAAUUAUGAGACGGCGGCGCGAACGAUUAAAGAAGCAAUGGAUAAAAAGUAUGGAGUUUAUUGGCAUGUGGUUGUUGGAGAAGGAUUUGGCUUUGAAGUAUCAUACGAAACAAAAAAUAUGCUCUAUCUAUUUUUUGCUGGAAACAUUGCCAUUUGCCUAUGGAAGUGCUCUUAAAUAUUAAAUAAUUUUUUUCUUCCGAACCAUUUUUCACUAUUUCUCACAAAACAACGCCGCCAAACAUCAAUUGAUAUGUGAACACGACGACAAUUAAGCAAUACCGCAUUCAAAACAAAAUAAUUAAGCAAUUCCAUACAUAUUGUACAAAUUUUUUUCGCUUCAAUAAGAUCGGGUUAAAUA